AUGGCGGCCGCCGGAGCAGCGCUGCGGCUGCGCCUCCUGUACCGGAUGCUGCGCGUGGGGGAGCUCCUCGCGCUGGUGGCGUUCCUCUCCUGGUCGUCGUCCCGCGUGCCGUCCGCCGCCGCCGCCGUGCUGCGGUUCGCGGGGUCGCUCCUCCUCAACGCCCGCUUCGUCUUCGUCCUCGGGAACGCCAUCGUGCUCCUCCUCCUCGCGCUGUCGCGGCACGACCUCUCCGCCUCCUCCUCGUCCUCCUCCAGCGGCCAGCAGACGAGCGCGGUGGCGACGACCACGACCGCCGCCGCCCCGCCGCCGCAGGAUGCCCCGCCGGCCGCCGCCAGCGCGAGCUUCGCUUCCUCGUUCACCAGUACUCCGAUAACUCCACUGCCUCCUGCUGCCUCGCUGGAGGCCUUCAGCCCGCCGCCGGCUCCAGCGAUGGAGGUAGCGUCGGCAGCGCCAGCGGAAGCGGGCACGGCGUUCGAAGACAGGCCACCGGCGGCGUCGGCGUCGGCGGUGGCGCGGGUGAGCAAGCUGGCGCGCGCGCCGAGGCGGAGCAGAUCGGAGAAGAUGAGCUCGCGGGUGCUGCAGCUGCGGCGCGCGGCGUCCCCGCCGGCCCCCGAGAUGCGGCGGUCCGAGUCGGAGAACGGGCGGCGGCGGUCGUCCGUGUCGGCGCGCGACGCGCGGGGCUACUGCUGGGGCGCGGACGACGCGGACGAGUUCCGGCGCACGGUGGAGGCGUUCAUCGACAAGCACAAGCGGUUCCAUCGCCAGGAGUCCAUGACGAUGGCCGUCGUCGCUGGCUCCGGCUCCGGGGGCGGCGGGCACUGCGAGGCCGCCCCGGCCUUCACCGGCGCCCUCGCCGUCGUCGAAUAA
Molecule: messenger RNA, 867 nt
Organism: Miscanthus lutarioriparius
Lineage: Eukaryota; Viridiplantae; Streptophyta; Magnoliopsida; Poales; Poaceae
Source: the annotation of a GenBank genome assembly